Molecule: messenger RNA, 1188 nt
Organism: Spinacia oleracea (spinach)
Lineage: Eukaryota; Viridiplantae; Streptophyta; Magnoliopsida; Caryophyllales; Amaranthaceae
Product: RING-H2 finger protein ATL73-like
Exons: 1
Coding region: 222-998 (258 amino acids)
Biological process (GO): protein ubiquitination
Molecular function (GO): transferase activity
Source: RefSeq, a predicted model, not a curated record
AUAUUAAGUUAAUAAGGUAAAGAAUACCAAUGCCUCAUUUGCCAACAACAAACAUAGCACGCAAAAAAGAUUUAUAGGAUCUACAAAAUCUACACUUUCACUUUUUCCCCCACUAUAUAUUCAUCUUCCAACACUACCACAAUUCCACAUCCAACUCUAUCCAUUCUUCUCCCAAUUCAACACUCUCAAAUUAGUCUCUUUUUGGCAAACCAAAAACAUACAUGAUGGCUUCAACUUCCUUUGCUUCUCUCCCUCAAGAAAUAGUUAACAAACUUCACUAUUCUAGAAGAUUACUACUUCACUCCCCCUUUCAACCCUCACUACCUGUAACAUCACAAGCACCAACACCAACCUACCAAGUCCUUGACCCGACUGGUACGACCCAUGGCAAUCCCGGGUUUGAUGCUAACAUAGUCAUGAUCCUCGCGGUAUUGGUUUGCGCUCUAAUCUGUUCUUUAUGCAUAAACACCUUCAUUAGGUGUGUCAUUAAGUGCUCUAGCAUGAUUACAGGGGAGCCUAAUUACUACCUAAACAUGGUUAGUCGUGAUCAGAAGAAAAAAGUUAGUAAGGGUUUGGACAAAAGGGCAUUGAAGACUUUUCCAGUGAUUAAGUACUCAAAUGAGGUAAAGAUUCAAGGGUUAGAUACAGAUUGUGUGAUAUGUUUAUCAGAGUUUAAGGGAGGAGAAAAAGUCAGGAUAUUACCAAAAUGCCACCAUGGCUUCCAUGUUAAAUGCAUUGAUGAAUGGCUUAGUGCUCACUCCUCUUGCCCUACUUGCAGACAAUCAUUAGUUGAAACGUGUCAAAAGAUCAUUGGAACCCAUGAUGUUGAUCAUCAAACAACAACACCAUCAACAACAACAACAACAACAACAACAACAACAACAACAACAACACCAACAACAUCGUCAACAUUCAUGGAGGUGGUUGUAGUAAGUAUUGUACCACUUGAAAGGGAAGAUUUGAUGAGAAAUUACAGAGGAGAAGUUUCUCUAAGAUAGCUAGCAAACAAGUUGCUGAAAUUAGAUAAAUUUUUUGUAGAUUUUCUUCAUUUUUUGAGGGUUAAAUAUCAGGGAAAUGUUCAAUAUUCAUGUUUACUCUUUUUAAUUGUAUAAAAUGAAAUGACAAGAGUAAUAGUUAUUGAUAUACUUCCUCUUCUCUUAUUUAUAUGACACAAUUGAGUUUUAGAAA